CUCCUUCUUUCUGAUCAGAGCAUACUAAGCAGCUUCUUGCCCUUGAUUAAAGCCUCUGCAGCUGAUUUUCAAAGAUUUGCCAAUGGUUCAACAGCCGCACAGCAUUUGAGGAACCUGGAGAAUGAGCUGCAGUCGAUGAUCGCUCUUUUGCGUAGACUACAAGCAAUAUUUAAUAUUGUAAGCUGGACAAAUAAAAUGUUAAUUACUAAAGUAGUAGUUGAAGUGUAUGAUUGAAAAUCAUUUUUUAAUGUUUUCUUACAUCAAUUUAGUGUACAGUAUAAAAAUAUCGAGUUAAAUUUUGCGCCCCGCUAUUACAAGUGAGUCUCACCUCGGCAUGAAUCGUUUGAAAAAAGGAAAUGUCUCAGCCAGAUAAAUAACGUAUCUUGUUUGUUCGAGGGUUCUACUACGAUGCUUAUACUGCAAAGACCCUCUGUUGCCAAUUGCCUUUGUCUAAAGGAUAAAUGCUGAAAAUUUUCUGAAAACACAAUCUCAGUUGCACUUUAAAGUUAGAUGAAAGAAAUACCAAACGCAUAUGAAUUAAGUGUCUCAUGACAAGAAUGUACCGUCUCAUUGCGAAUAAGACAAUAUUAUAAAUUAUUGCCUUUAUUUGGGGUCUCCAUUAUGUUACUUUCCAUUAGUUUCAUCAAAGACUUAAUGUUGAAAUAAAAAUUACGUUAUCCGUUCCACUGACAUAUAAACUAUCAUUAUUACAAUUGCAGGAAACAAAGACAACAACAAAUGUUUCAACUGUAACUGUAACCAGCGGAAAUCAGCUCCCACUAGGUAUGCCCAUGCGCACUUCCCAGGUCACCGUUCAUAACUCUACUCGAUCCUUAAAUGCUACCAUCGGUACACCCACAAUUCACCGCGUGGCACUUCGUGUUUCGGUUAUUCUUAAUGACUUGUACACAAGCCUUCUUCAAAUGGAUGUCGACUUUAACAAGAUGCGAAGGGUUGAUUGCUCUAAAAUUUAA
Messenger RNA from Porites evermanni, 974 nucleotides. The record is from the annotation of a GenBank genome assembly. NCBI's taxonomy places the organism in Eukaryota, Metazoa, Cnidaria, Anthozoa, Scleractinia, Poritidae.